CACUGCAGGAAGUGAGUCAGAGUUCCGGAAGUACAUCGGACUGAUCUUUAAAAACAAACGGCAGAAGUGACAGCUCGGUUCGGCCAAACCAGCGGGAGGACGACGAGCAGUUGCUGCGGCGAAUAAUGUCAAGGAGCGACCAUGUGCUCACCUGAGACGGACGCGGAGCUCGAGCGAACAACAUCCGACCCGGCUUUCAUCCUGGAGUUGAAGACCCGGCGGCCCCCGCACCUGGAGGGCCGGUCGAGCUUCGAGACAUGGAGCGUGGACUUCUCCCCGGACGGAGCCUGGUUCGCCUGGUCCAUGGGACACGGGAUCGUGUGGGUGGUCGCCUGGCCUCUGGACUCCAGUGAAAACCAGGAUGGAGAGAUGGAUCGAGAAGACAAGAGCUUCAGCUGUGGUCAUCCAGUCUGGGGGCUCGCAUUCGGACCCAGACCCCCCAAGACUGCUGCCGGCAUCCACACUGACACAAAAAGAACCAACAACCUUCUUCUGGCUACUGGACUGGAAAACGGCACCAUCAAGAUCUGGAACGUCCUGACAUGUGUCCCAGUGUUUGACUUGCUCGGCCACGAAGGCAUCGUCAGGGAUCUGGUCUUCCCCCAGAACGGGACGCUGACGCUCAUCUCAUCGUCCCGGGACAAGACGCUGAGAAUUUGGGACCUGACCCAGAAAGGUAAAAAGGUUCAGGUUCUGUCGGGCCACAAAGACUGGAUCAGCUGCUGCUCCGUGUCCUCGGACUGCAGCAUGAUCGCCUCCGUCGGCAGGUUUGACCGGAUGGUGUGCUUGUGGAGUCUCCGCUCGUACACCUUCAUCCGGAACCUGACGGGUGGGACCCAGAAGACGCUGCACCUGCUGUCAUCAUGCGACUUCUCCCCUGACGGGGCGCUGCUGGCCACUGCGGCCUUCAGCGGCUCCAGCUGGUGGAUCGACCUGUGGGACCCGUACACUGCCGAGAAGCUGACCACGCUGGUCGACUACUUCAACCAGUAUGGUCAGAACCAGAUCUCAGCCAUCCAGUUCUCCCCCAAUGGCCUUCACUUGGCCAUCGUGACCGACGACAGAGCGCUGCGCGUGUGGGAGCCGGGUCAGGAGGGCAUGGUCAUGCACACCAGGCCAGACCGCCAGUCCAAUGGGCUGUGCUGCAAGUACCAUCCAUCAGGGGGCGUCAUCGCCACGGGGACCAGAGAUGGGCACGUGCAGUUCUGGAAAGCUCCCCGGACGGUGCCAAGCCUGGGGCACCUGUGCCGCUCCACCCUGCGACACGCCGUCUCCACCCACCAGAUGGAGCCGCUGCCCCUCCCCAAGAGGAUCCUGGCCUACCUCACCUACCGCAACAUCCCCACCUGGCUCAAGACCUGCUGCUCCUCGGACGAGGAGUGGGGCUGAAGCCGCGGCGCCGCUCUGACUAACCUCCCAAAUAACGUUUAUGUCGUUGACAAAAGGGAGCUCCACUCACGUGCUACAUUCCUCUGUUGCUGGACGUAAUUGCACUACUGGACACACUUUAUGUUCUAACGCUUUUUUAAGUCAUAUUUACGAUUUUAUACGAUUAAUUUAUUGUGUAAAUACCUCUGUGUACGGUCAUAGGAUGCCUCACCGCUGCACCUGUCCACAUGGAUAUAUAUAACAUAGAUUUAUUAAAAACUAAAUCAAGCACAGUCGCUGGUGUCGAGUCGUUGCUCUGAGAGCCCGACCAGGUUCUGCUUUGGGUAUUGGGUCAGUGCUCUGGAACACCCGGAGAGGCUCCUCAGACAUGUCUUACAACGGUGAAGCCGUUUUCUGCCGGGAUAUAUGGAAGCUACAGCGACAUCUGGUGGCCAAACGAGUGCACUAUAGACUAAGCGUGAUCCGUCUUUGCGAGCAACAGCAUCACAUGACUCCAGCCUCUAACCUGCUGCACCCUCAACAGCCCCCACUCCCUUCCCAGACGAGCCGAUGAAACGUCAGGUGUGGUGAACAUGUUUUUAAUGGGAAUGGGAACGUGACUGCAGCCUCAAGACGCCUCGCUGACCACCAGGUCUCUGACGGCCUGGAAGGCCCCCACCAUGGAGCUCAGCUGGAUCUUCUCGUUGGUUCCCGAGGCCAGUCGGUGCCUGCAACGCGACAGGGGAUCGUCUCAGAGCUGACAGCAGCAAAAGCAAUCCAGCAGGAAGUCACUCACUCGAUGUCCGCCAGCUUGAUGAGCAGGCCGAUCCGGAUGUUGGGAGGAAAGUCCACUGGAAACGGACAGAGUAGAAAUCAAUGAGCAACUUCAGAGGGGCGUGGAGGGAUCAUGGGAGGUGACCCUGCUGACCUCUGUGCACCAGCAGGUGGACCUCUGUCAGGAUGUCGUGCAGAGCCAAGCCCUUCAGGGUCUUCAG
Messenger RNA from Synchiropus splendidus (mandarinfish), 2363 nucleotides. It is a transcript of the gene wsb2, whose product is annotated as WD repeat and SOCS box containing 2. Gene Ontology annotation, biological process: intracellular signal transduction. Gene Ontology annotation, molecular function: protein binding. Bases 142 to 1389 code for a protein of 415 amino acids. The record is from RefSeq and is a predicted model, not a curated record. The transcript is spliced from 9 exons. NCBI's taxonomy places the organism in Eukaryota, Metazoa, Chordata, Actinopteri, Syngnathiformes, Callionymidae.